AUUGGAUGAACGAGACGCGUCACUUAUUGCUAAACGCGGAAGUUGUUGUGUGGACACGGAACAAUGAACCUUGCUAAUCUGUCUGUGUUAUGAUACCUACUUUUCUCACGUCCAGUCGCGUAAUUACACAGGUCGCACUGAGGUAUCGACAUGGAGGUGCCUUGCUACCUGCCCAAACUGCUCUUCGAGCUCAAUGAGCAGCGUAAACGGGACUUCUUCUGUGACUGCAGCAUCCUCGUCGAAGGUCGUGUCUUCAAGGCUCAUCGUAAUGUGUUGUUUGCUGGGAGCGGCUAUUUCCGGGCUCUUCUGGUCCACUAUCUGCAGGAUAGUGGACAGCGCUACAGCACAGCAUCGCUGGACAUUGUGACAGCCGAUGCCUUCUCGAUUAUCCUGGACUACCUUUACUCCGGCCGCUUGGCCCUGAACAGAAGCAACGUCAUCGAGGUGAUGUCAGCAGGCAGCUACCUGCAGAUGACUGACCUGGUAAACUUCUGUAAGGGAUACAUCCGCUCAUCUUUGGAAAUAUGCAACAAGGACAAGGAGAGGAACACAGAGAAGGAGAACCAGUCACAGGAUGGAGGGAUGGGUCCUGCAGACAGCGGCACUCCUGCCGCAACAACCUCCAGUGGUGCCGGGGCUGUCGAGACUCAUUCACAGGCUGCAGAGGCAGAUAGAGGGUCGGGUUUAGGUCCGGAGUCUGUGACCUCGGCUAGGACCCCCUUGUCCAUCCCUGUCACCACGACUCCGGGCACCAGCAGAGACAUGGACAGCGACUACCAUUCCAGGGAGGAGUUUGCAUCUGGGAGUGAAGGACAGAAGGGACACAUGGAUCAGGCUAACCUCUCAUCCUCUUCAUCAUCUGCUUUGACCCCUGAGUUAGUGCACCCCAAGAUAGAGUACGACCCCGACGAGGAGCUUAUGGAGUCCCCUGACAGCAAAGACCUGGUCUCAUAUCCUGGGCCCUCUCUCCAUAACCCUCAUCACAGCAGGCUACUUCCUCCCUCUCCCUCCAAUGAGCGCUCUCCCAUGGGAUACAGCCCUUCCUUUAAUGCCAGGCAGCUAAUGGAGAUGCUGGCCCGAGGUGAAGGCCCCAGUCCUCUGGGGGACAGAGUGGGGCAGCGCUUUACACAAGGACUGGGUAGCAGCACAGGAGGAGGCAGAAUGGAUGAAAGUUUAGGGUUUGUGGGAUCAUCUAUCAUGGAGAUUCAGUCUGAUUGGCUUGGAGAGGACACAGGUGAUGGUUUGGUAGUGCCAGUGAAACUCCACAAGUGCCCGUUCUGUCCGUACACUGCCAAGCAGAAGGGGAUCAUGAAGAGACACAUCCGCUGCCACACAGGAGAGAGGCCCUUCCCCUGUCCCAUGUGUGGCAAGAGGUUCACAAGACAGGAGCACCUUCGCAGCCAUGCCCUCAGUGUCCAUAGGCACUACUGGCCGGUAUCAUGUAAGAGCUGCAGGCGAACCUUCGCUGGAUCCAGUGUUUCGCCGGGACUCCGACGCUUCGGCAUCUGCGACAGCUGCAACUGCGUGACCACCACUCAUGAUGAUUCCGCAUCGGUUCACCCCGCCAGCCAGCAAGAGCCCAUGGAGCGUGCAGAUGGGGGCACGGAUUGGUCCAGUUUUAUGGACGAUGUAGACGAGGUGGAGGUUGGCAGAGUGGAGGACUUGGUAGAGAAACAGAUGCUUGAAAGGCAGCUGGCUGUCUGCACCGAUAACACAGUGACUCUGUAGGAGAAGAAAACCAUUCCUUGAACUGUUCUACUGUUCAGUUAACUGUGGCCAUACUUAUUGAUGUUAAAUUAUUACUGCAAGAUGGCCUUAUUUAUUGACUCAUUUGUAAUCGGAAAAUGUGUCUUUUUGACUGUUGGAGAUGUUAUGCUCCAGUGAUUUGCAAAUAGAUUUAGUGUUUUAAAAUGUUUUUAAAACAUAAAUUAAUUUAUUUUUAUUUCUUUGCACAGUUGCUCAAAUCCAAAUUUCUCUGUAUGUGCUGCAUUUAAAGAGAACAUCAACUUUACAGAUGAUAAAGUAGCCUGUUGCAUGUUUUAUUUUGUCCAAAAAGACUGCAGUUCACAGAUUACGCUUUGUGGUUGUAAUGGGACCAUUGUUGUAAUAAAUGUGUUGUGUAAUUGUUGACAUAUUUCAUAUUUUAUCACACUUUUUAUGUGCUUUUCUACAUGUAAAUAAUUUGUUUUUAUCUUGUGUGACAUAUGUACAUUUCCCUGCUGCUUGCCAAGGAUUUGCAUCAGGUGACCAAACUGCAGUAUUGAUACGAAAGGUGCCCUUUGGCGCCCUCUAGUGGCUCAGCCCCUACCAGAGAAAAAUGAUUCAGUGUGUAGAAAUCUGUGCCACAAAUCAUUGAAAUCAAAUGCAAAUGACUACUUAUCAAUGUAUAAAGAUACCAAUUAAAAUGCCUUUUCCCCUG
Sebastes umbrosus (honeycomb rockfish) is the source of this 2419-nucleotide messenger RNA. RefSeq names its product zinc finger and BTB domain containing 8B (gene zbtb8b). Gene Ontology annotation, molecular function: RNA polymerase II cis-regulatory region sequence-specific DNA binding; DNA-binding transcription factor activity, RNA polymerase II-specific; protein binding. The coding region runs from base 151 to 1728 and encodes 525 amino acids. The transcript is spliced from 5 exons. The record is from RefSeq and is a predicted model, not a curated record. Lineage: Eukaryota; Metazoa; Chordata; Actinopteri; Perciformes; Sebastidae. Gene Ontology annotation, biological process: regulation of transcription by RNA polymerase II.